CAAAAAAUCAGUGAACUAACCAAGAAAAAAGAUGAAUUACAAACCCAAUUAGAUUUAGUUACUAAAAAUAAAGAGAAAUUAGCCCAAGAAUUAGCAAUAGAAAAAGGAUGUACAUCGGAACUUUUCGGAUGUACCUCGCCUUAUAGUAUCAGUGAUUUGAAUUUUUAUCCAAUGUUGAAUGCUCUAUCUUACAACUAA
Molecule: messenger RNA, 198 nt
Organism: Scutellospora calospora
Lineage: Eukaryota; Fungi; Glomeromycota; Glomeromycetes; Diversisporales; Gigasporaceae
Source: the annotation of a GenBank genome assembly